AUGGCUAAUAACCGUCUGCUGCUGCUGCUCGUGGGAGUGGCGUUCCACUUGUUCUACCUGUGGUCGAUCUUUGACAUCUACUUCGUGUCGCCGCUGGUUCAUGGGAUGCAACCUCAUCUGUCAACACCAACACCACCUGCAAAGCGUCUGUUCCUGAUUGUGGGGGACGGGCUGAGGGCAGACACCACGUUUGAUAACAUCACACACCCCACCACCGGUGAGACUGGGUUCCUGGCGCCUUUCAUUAGGAAAAUGGCGUUGGAAGAGGGAACGUGGGGUGUUUCGCACACCAGAAUGCCUACUGAAUCAAGACCGGGACACGUUGCUAUGAUUGCCGGUUUCUACGAGGAUGUCAGCGCGGUCACCAAGGGCUGGAAGGAGAAUCCCGUGGAUUUCGACUCUGUUCUCAACCAAACAAGACACUCGUACUCCUUUGGGAGUCCCGAUAUCCUGCCGAUGUUCAAAGAUGGUGCUUCUGAUCCGGGAAGAGUCGACGCGUGGAUGUACGGGCACGAGUUCGAGGACUUCACCCAAUCUUCUAUUGAGCUGGAUGCAUACGUCUUUAGAAACUUGUAUGAGCUCUUUGAUAACUCAACUACCGAUGACAGGCUCCACGAGCAGAUUCAUCAAGAUCAAACUGUUUUCUUCCUCCACCUCUUGGGCUGUGAUACUGCCGGUCACAGCUAUAGACCGUACUCUGCGGAGUACUACGACAACGUUAUCUACAUUGACGAUCAGAUAUCGACAUUGACGAAGCGUGUCAAAGAGUUCUUUGGUGACGAUGACACUGCUUUCAUCUUCACAGCAGAUCACGGUAUGAGUGCAUUUGGUUCUCACGGUGAUGGCCAUCCAAACAACACAAGAACACCUCUUGUCGCUUGGGGAGCUGGUCUCAAUCGUCCAGUCCUUAACGAUGAGCCAAUUUUUGAUAACUAUACCGAGAACUGGCAGAUGGGAUCAGUUCAAAGACAUGACGUGAAGCAGGCUGAUAUUGCUUCUCUGAUGUCAUACCUCAUUGGUGUAAACUAUCCAGUGAAUUCCGUUGGUGAAUUGCCAUUGGCAUACAUCUCAACCUCUGAGGAAAACAAACUAAAGGCAUUAUUCCAGAAUGCUCUGUCGAUUGUUGAACAGUAUCAUGUCAAGGAACAAGAGCUGAAGGACUCACAGUUCUUCUUCAAACCCUUCGAACCGUUUGAGGAAAAACCGAUUGAACAGUAUAAGUCAGAGAUUGAGUCCUUGAUCCAUAUAAUUGCACAAUCUGAUAAUUUCGAUAAAGAGGCAGACGCCAUCAAACUCACCGAAGAGUUGAUGAAAACGACACUCGAUGGUCUCAACUAUUUGACAACCUAUAACUGGUUGUUGUUGCGUUCAAUUGUCACUUUAGGAUUCGUUGGAUGGAUCACAUAUUCCUUUAUCAUCUUCCUGAGACUAUUUAUUUUGGAAAAAGACGUUAAGACCACAACUUCAAUAUUGAACCUGCUAUCCUUCACUAUAAUUGGUCUAAUUUUGAACUACAUUCUAUUCUACCAACGCUCACCAUUCAACUACUACAUGUAUCUGCUAUUCCCACUUUUCUUCUGGUCUCAAAUCACAGCAAAGUCAUCUGUUUUAACCCAGGGUAUGCACACAUUCUUCAGAGGUAUUUCCAAAACGCACGGAUUCUUUAUUCUGUUGGCGACCGUUGGUGUAUUCGAAGGUAUCGUUUUAGGCUUCUCAGAGAGACUCAUCUUCACGGUCUUUUUCAUCAUCUUGGGGUUUUACCCAUUGACUUUGGGUGUUCAAAAAGCUACAACUUUGAUACUUUGGCUCAUAACAUGUCUGGGAAUGAGUACAUAUACCAUUUUCGAUGCAGUUAAGAUUGAGGACUUGUUACAGAUCGAUGUUGCUGGUGUAUUGAUGAUUCUGCUGGCGUCCUAUGGAUACUGGAAAAUCCUCGUUGAGGCCUCUACAAAUCCAAAGUUCCCACCAAUUUCCUCCUACACCAAGACGUUGAUCUCAAUUCAAAUAUCCCUAGUUGCAGUAAUGAUCCUCAUCACCAACAAGUCUGUCUUAUCAUUGCAAGCUCGUGAAGGUUUACCAAAAAUCUCACAGUUCCUUGGUUGGCUGAACUUUGUCGUAUCCCUUUUCGUCUUGCCUUGUUUGCAUUACUUGGAUCCACAUAACGAUUACCGUAUCAGACUGUUGGUGAUCUUCCUUGCAUUCGCACCAACGUUCCUUAUUCUAACGAUAUCGUUUGAAUCGUUAUUCUACGUAAACUUUUCCCUGUUGUUGCUAGAAUGGAUUUCCAUUGAGACCUCUAUAUUCGAGUCACAACGUACAGAGUCGAAGCAGAAGAACAACACUCAGUUGGUUCGUGUUUCAGUGAUUGGGUUCCUGUUCAUGCAAGUGUGCUUCUUUGGUACCGGUAACGUUUCAAGCAUUUCAUCGUUCUCACUUGAUUCCGUUUAUAGACUGUUACCAGUUUUCGAUCCAUUCCCAAUGGGUGCUCUACUGAUGCUCAAGUUGAUCGUUCCAUACGUGUUGUUGAGUACAGCCCUUGGAAUCCUGAACGUGAAACUUGGUAUCAAGCCUUACACGAUUUCCACUUUGAUUAUCUCUACGAGUGAUAUCUUGUCGUUGAACUUCUUCUACCUUGUGAGAACUGAGGGAAGUUGGCUGGACAUUGGUGUUACAAUUUCAAACUACUGUCUUGCCAUCCUUUCCAGUUUGUUCAUGUUGAUACUGGAAAUUGUGAGCCAUGUUCUCUUGAAGAAUGUUCAGUACAACGAGCGUGAGAAGCUAAAGACUGAAUAA
This is a messenger RNA of Williopsis jadinii, 2793 nucleotides long. RefSeq names its product mannose-ethanolamine phosphotransferase MCD4 (gene MCD4). Gene Ontology annotation, cellular component: endoplasmic reticulum membrane. Gene Ontology annotation, molecular function: mannose-ethanolamine phosphotransferase activity. The transcript has a single exon. NCBI's taxonomy places the organism in Eukaryota, Fungi, Ascomycota, Saccharomycetes, Phaffomycetales, Wickerhamomycetaceae. The record is from RefSeq and is a predicted model, not a curated record. The coding region runs from base 1 to 2793 and encodes 930 amino acids. Gene Ontology annotation, biological process: GPI anchor biosynthetic process.